Molecule: messenger RNA, 2929 nt
Organism: Lepisosteus oculatus (spotted gar)
Lineage: Eukaryota; Metazoa; Chordata; Actinopteri; Semionotiformes; Lepisosteidae
Gene: crdh
Product: retinol dehydrogenase 13
Source: RefSeq, a predicted model, not a curated record
AAUAACGCAACGAGUGUUCCUGCGCUCGAAUUAGUCAUUAAUCUACUAUGGAAGCCUCUAAUCAGGUCUGAUUUAGCUCGCUUAGGACUAUUCAUAGCCGCGCUGCUCGGAGAGUUCAGAAACGGGUCGUGUUCUCAAGGCCGACGGAAACCCAGGGGGCAAUUUCCUUCCACAGACCCCCUCUUUCUCCUUAUCCCCCCUCACCCCAGCUGGUGCCAGGUACCCCGAGGGAGCGACGCCCCCUUCUUCUUGGGAGACAUGUGGGACCAGGGGCAGUGGUUCAGUCUACUGACCAGGUGCGGGGCGGUGACCGUCGUGACUGCGAUCAGUCUGGUUCUCCUCCGGAAGUGGAUCUCGGGUGGUGUGUGCCGGAGCCGGGCCCGCCUGGACGGGAAGACGGUGUUGAUCACAGGGGCCAACACGGGCAUCGGCAAAGAGACGGCGCGUGACCUGGCCCGCAGAGGUGCCCGUGUGGUCAUCGCCUGCCGGGACCUGGCCAAGGCCGAAGCCGCGGCCGCCGAGAUCCGCCGGACCACGGGCAACGGGAACGUGGCCGUGCGCCACCUGGACUUGGCGUCGCUCUGCUCCGUGCGCCAGUUCGCCCGGGACUACCUGGCCAGCGAGGAGCGGCUGGACGUGCUCAUCAACAACGCCGGUGUCAUGAUGUGUCCCAAAUGGACCACAGAAGACGGGUUCGAGAUGCAGCUGGGCGUCAAUCACCUGGGCCAUUUCUUACUGACCAAUCAGCUGUUGGGAAAGCUGAAGAGCUCCGCCCCCAGCCGGGUGGUCAAUGUGUCCAGCAUCGCUCACAAAGGCGGCCAGAUCCACUUCGACGACAUUUUCUUUGACAAGACGCCCUACAGCUCCUUGGUGAGCUACCGGCAGAGCAAACUGGCUGUGCUGCUCUUCUCCAGGGAGCUGGCUCGGAGGAUGCAAGGAAGUGGGGUGACCUCCUAUUCCCUUCACCCCGGGGUGAUCCGCACAGAGCUGGGCCGCCACGUGCUGACGGGGUACCCCCUGCUGAAGGCUAUCGUCUCGGGCCCCUCUCUGCUCCUCAUGAAGACCCCCGCGGAGGGAGCCCAGACCUCCAUCUACUGCGCUGUGACUGAAGGGCUAGAGAAGUACUCGGGCUGCUACUUCAGUGACUGCGCCCUCAAGCAGCCAGCUCCGGAAGGGAAGGACGACCAGGCUGCCAGACAGUUGUGGGAGCUCAGCGCCAAACUCGUGGGCCCGACGGACGACUGACCUUUGACCUCCUGCAACGCCCACCCAGGGCCUUGCAGGGGACCCCCCAGCCAGCUUACUGUUCUCGAUAGCCCUGGGACACGGAUGUGCUGGAACCCCAGAGUCCAACCCUCCGUUUCUCCCAUUCCUCCCUGGAGGAAGUCAUAGUUUUGGCAAAGUUUCUAGAAGGAGCAUGCAUGACAAUCCGGGCAGUUCCUUAUCCAGAGAGCCGUGCAUUGCCUGUGUCCUUCACAAUGGGGCGCUCUGCGAUUGUUCUGAGAGAACUAGACCCCUGCCUUUUUUUGCAAAGCAACACAUUGAAAAUCUAUUCUGCUCUUGCACUAAACACAUUUCAGCUUCCCAGGAAGCUGUGGUCUAUCCAGACCGCUAUCUGAACCUUGCAACUCCUGGGAAAACUUUCACAGCACAUCCCUGUAUUGUUCCAGCCUGGAUUAACUGCAGCGCAGUUUCCAAACCCACCAGCCCAGACUGCAGCCAUCCAAUGCGCUCGGACUCAGACUGCAACCCGAUUGGUCAUAAAGCCCUGUUCAAGUUGAAGGACACAGGCUGCUCUUUAACUGGAGAUGAGACAAAGAAAAUAAAAGCAAGGCAAACCUUUUUAAUCAGUGUAGAGAUUUAAACAAUUGUGCCACAUCCUGUCUAGGAAUACCUUUGCUGAUAAGUUUAAAUACACAGAACUGAGCAGCCCCUGACUGUUCAUUGUACUAAAUACCAGAGGAAGUGGAACAUUAACAGUCAAGAGUGAAGGAAGUGUGUGAUGAACUUAUAGAUGGGAAACAACCUUUAUCAGUGUUUUUCCUAUAAAUCAUCUGGUCUGUUAUGCCAGAAAUGUUUUCCCCAAUUGGAAAAUUGGAAUGUUAAACCUGUAAUUGCAUUGUGCAGAAUAUGGAAGAGGUUGUCUAGAACCUAUAUGAGAAGAAAAAAAAAAGGCCAUACUUCAAAGGGUUGGGCAGAUCAGUGGAGAGCAUUACUGCUUUCCAGAGCCGGGGUGCUGGGUUCAAGGCCAGACCUGGGGUGCUUGCCUUCUACAUGCAGUUUGUAUGUUCACCCCCCUGUUUGCAUGGUUUUUUACUCCAGGUGCUCUGGUUCCCCCCCCCACACCGCCCACCCAAAGGCUUCUGGGGAAAGUAGCCCUCCUGCAAUGGACUGGAAUCCUGUCCAGACUAGAGAUGGCCUUGUGCCUGUUGCAUGCUGGGAUAGGCUCCAGCUCCCCCACCACAGCCCUGACCUGGAUAAAGCACUCAGAAUGGAUAGAUUGAUAUAAAAGGGUUCUUGAUCUUGAACGCUCCAAUUUAGUGAUAAAUCAGGUGAGACCUGUAGGACACACUUUGAAAUUAAAGGGCUAUACAAUAAGUGCAAGGACUUAUUGUUGGCAAUAUUGUCCCCUUAAGCACACCUAUCUUCAGUUACAUGAUUACAUGCCUCAUAAUACAAUUCACAACUGAAUGUAUAGAUGGAAAUAGCAUUACAGAGAUGUGUAGAAUUGCCUGUACAGAUCACUGCAAGAAGGCUCCACAGUGUCUCUUUUCAGCAUGAAAUGAACCUUUACUUGUUCCCUGUGUUUGAUAUGGAUGUCCAUUUAGAAAUCUGUGCAUAUUAAGGCAUCUCAAAAGCAGGUGUCUACAGCCUGUCCCGCAGAGCUCUUCUCACUGGAGCAGUCGAGAUCAGCCAACACCCGAGAGCA